GGCACAGCUUAGCCGUCUGUAGCUUAUAUGAGAGCUGUAGUCCAUUUUCCUUCGUCUCGCUUUUUCUUUCCGUAUAAUCCAAAUUGGCAAACCAAAAAAACACAUUCAGACAUUCGCUCUACAUCAAAAAGCUACGCUUCCAAAACUAGAAUACAAUGCAUUUCACUACUUCCACCGUCGUUGCUGCCCUCGCCACUGGCGCUCUCGGCAAGGUCGUCACCGUCAAUGUCGCCCAGAGCGGAUUGACAUUCUCCCCCAACAACAUCAAGGCCGACAAGGGCGAUACUCUCGAGUUUCACUUCUACCCCAACUCCCACAGCGUUGUUCAGGGCGAUGGCUCCAAAGCGUGCCAGCCUAUCGCAGGCGGCUUCUACUCUGGUGUUGUCAAGUCCUCUGGCGGCAUGAACGCAAGUCUUUUCCUCGGUUCGUUGAUUCCCAGUCAUGAACAGGACACUAAUUGGUAUUUGACUGUCUAG
Messenger RNA from [Torrubiella] hemipterigena, 476 nucleotides. The record is from the annotation of a GenBank genome assembly. Lineage: Eukaryota; Fungi; Ascomycota; Sordariomycetes; Hypocreales; Clavicipitaceae.